Messenger RNA from Mycetomoellerius zeteki, 2742 nucleotides. RefSeq lists its product as uncharacterized. The transcript is spliced from 4 exons. Gene Ontology annotation, biological process: proteolysis. Lineage: Eukaryota; Metazoa; Arthropoda; Insecta; Hymenoptera; Formicidae. Bases 1 to 2742 code for a protein of 913 amino acids. The record is from RefSeq and is a predicted model, not a curated record. Gene Ontology annotation, molecular function: aspartic-type endopeptidase activity.
AUGGACAUCCAAAGGCACAUUCAAGUAAUAUUUGACGUGCCUGCUCUCCACAAGGAAAAUCAUGCAGCUCUCCGAGAAUUGCUGGACACUAUCCUCAAACACUUGCGCGCCCUUAAGGCUCUUAAGAGGCCUACCGAAACGUGGGAUGAUCUAAUUAUCCACGUAAUCACUUCUAAACUUGACGUAUCCACCAAUAAGGCGUGGGAAACUAGUAUUCUCGAUGCAAACAUACCUAACCUAAAAAUGUUAACAGAUUUCUUGUCGAAGCGAUGCCAAGAGUUAGAAUCUAUACAAAGUAGGGCUCUUAAUAAUCAGACAAGUAAUGCUGUUCAUAAGCAAGUCGGCAAACCAAAAAAUACUUCAGUCACAAACAUUGCUACUUCCAAUCUCUCUUGUGCAUGUUAUAAGGCUAAUCAUCAAGUUUAUCACUAUGAAGAAUUUCUCAAGUUGCCAGUAGAGGAAAAAUUUAAGGUCACGAAAAGAGCCCACCUUUGUAUUAAUUGUCUAAGGUCCACAACGCACCAAGCAAAAUCAUGUAAUUCAGGCACAUGCCGCAAAUGUAGUAAGAAACACAACACUUUGCUACACUCAUCUAACCCAAACAUUUCGGAACAGUCCAUAUCCAGCGCGAAAACAGAACAAUCCACAUCAAAUUCAUUGAGCACCUUAAAUCAAAACAGCAAUGUUCCUCUUCCAGUAUCUACACAAUGUACAUCAAGUCAUCGUUCUCUAAACAUUUUAUUAUCUACCGCAAUUGUAAACGUAUACGACUUAAACAGCACAUCUCACUCAUGUCGUGUACUACUUGACAGUGGUUCUCAAAUGAACUUCAUAACACAAGAACUUGCCAAUCGCUUGCAGCUUAAAGAACGAUCACUUGAGAUCUCCGUAGCGGGAAUCAUGGAAGGAACAGUUCAAGUAAAUAAGUUUGUUAAUGUAUGCGUCAAAUCGCGAUUCAAUAAUUUUAGCGACAAUAUAGAUUGUGUAAUAUUACCUAGGAUAACCCAAAACUUACCUCAGAACUUUAUACCCAUGCAAAAUGUGUUUAUUCCAAACAAUAUAAAAUUAGCAGAUCCUAAUUUCAAUGUACCCUCAAGCAUUGACAUGCUGAUAGGUGCAGAACUAUUUUGGCGAAUCAUGUGCGGGAGUCAGAUCAGACAAUCUAAUAAUGUACCAAUUCUACAAAAAACACAUUUUGGAUGGAUUAUUUCAGGCGUUACGACAAAUUUCACAGCUAAACUCCUCAGUGAACAACAAGCCUGCGAAAAGUUGUUUCUAGAAGGCGUAAGGCGAAACAAGGAAGGACGUUUUGUCGUCACACUCCCAAUAAAACAAGACAAGCUAAGCAACCUAGGAGAAUCUCGUGAGAUUGCUCUACGACGAUUUACGGCUUUAGAAAAACGUCUCAUAGCCCAGCCCAACAUGUACAGCGAGUACAAGAAAUUUAUGCAGGAAUAUCAAGACUUGAAGCACAUGCAAGAAGUUACCAACUAUUUGGGGCCCGACUCAACUAAUCAAGCAUUCUAUCUUCCUCAUCAUGCCGUCCAAAAUGAAACAAGCACCACUACCAAAUUUAGAGUCGUGUUCGAUGGCUCAUGCAAGAGCACCACUGGUAUAUCAUUGAUCGACGCAUUAAUGGUCGGUCCCACUGUGCAAGAAGAUCUCUUUUCUAUUUUAGUGAGAUUCCGCACAUUUCCUAUCGCCCUCACGGCGGAUGUAAGCAAAAUGUAUCGGCAAGUAUUGAUAGAUCCAACUCAAACUGCCCUGCAGCGCAUCUUGUGGCGGGACUCAGCAAACUUAUCAAAACGUUCGACAAUCAGAGCUAUGAGGAAACUUGCCGAAGACUAUUCAAAACAAUAUCCGAUUGCAUCAAAAAUCGCGUUAAGAGACUUCUAUGUCGAUGAUUUGGUCACAGGAGCAAAUACCGAAGAGGAAGCAAUCUCAAUCAAGGAAGAAAUCACUCAACUAUUGCAAGAAGAAAAGUUCGAGUUGAGGAAAUGGGCAUCCAAUGCAUCAUUCCUCCAAGAUGAGCAAUCUAUGGAAGAGGACAGAGAAUUCAUUUUAGCAUCGGACAAAAAAUCCGUGAGACGCACAUUGGGUAUCACUUGGAACUGUCAGUCCGACACAUUCAAAAUCACCAGUAUCGUUCAUUUACCAUCGAUAGAAAGGCCUACAAAAAGAAGCAUCUUGUCACGAAUUGCUUUAAUUUUCGAUUCACUCGGAUUACUAGGUCCAAUCACAGUGACAGCAAAAAUUAUAAUCCAAGAUCUCUGGCGUCUGAAGCUUGAUUGGGAUGAAUCUAUUCCUCUCGAGUUAAACACCAAAUGGAAACGAUACGAAACGGAGCUACAAGAGCUGCGAAGCAUACAUAUACCUAGGCACGUCAUACCUGCAGACCAAUACACUCAUGUUGAAGUACACGGUUUCUCCGACGCCAGUGAAGUUGCGUAUGGAGCAUGCAUUUACCUACGCUCCACGACAGUCAAUGGUGAACAUUCUACACGAUUGCUCUGCUCUAAAUCCAGAUUACAAUCUCCCAGCAGAACCUGGUCAGCCUUUGUAGGUAACCGCGUAGAAGAAAUACAACACUUAACGCCUGUUCAGUCAUGGAAUCACGUAUGCAGUGGAGAUAACCCUGCGGAUCCUCUGUCAAGAGGCGUCAUGCCAGCCUCAUUGGCUCAACAAAAUAUUUGGUGGACAGGACCUUUGUGGCUCAAAGAUAAUAAAGAAGAAUGGCCUUAA